UCUAAAACCUUUAAACCAAAAAAGAAUAUUCCGGAAGGCUCCCACCAAUACGAGCUGCUGAAGCAUGCAGAGGCCACACUCGGAAGCGGUAACCUACGGAUGGCGGUCAUGCUACCCGAGGGUGAAGACUUGAACGAAUGGGUCGCAGUGAAUACUGUGGACUUUUUCAACCAGAUCAACAUGCUGUACGGGACCAUUACAGAUUUCUGCACAGAGGAGAGCUGCCCAGUGAUGUCUGCAGGUCCAAAAUACGAGUACCACUGGGCAGACGGAACGAACAUAAAGAAGCCAAUCAAGUGCUCCGCACCAAAGUACAUCGAUUACCUUAUGACCUGGGUUCAAGAUCAGCUGGAUGAUGAGACGCUAUUUCCAUCCAAAAUAGGUGUUCCUUUCCCAAAGAACUUCAUGUCAGUGGCCAAGACCAUCCUAAAGCGUCUCUUCAGAGUUUACGCUCACAUCUACCACCAGCACUUCGAUCCCGUCAUCCAGCUGCAGGAAGAGGCGCAUCUGAACACAUCUUUCAAGCACUUUAUUUUUUUUGUUCAGGAAUUUAACCUUAUAGACAGAAGAGAACUCGCUCCACUCCAAGAACUGAUUGAAAAACUCACUUCGAAGGACAGAUAAGCAGAACAUGGAUUUGUAGAAAUCACUUGUAUCUUUAAGCAGGCAUGUGGUGGGUUAGGGGUUUGGGCUGCAAUCCUCCACACAUUCCUUGAGAUCAGUGGGACUUACUCAUGAGCAAGAGUGUGGAGAAUUGUAAUCUUAAUGUGUUUUUUUUUUUGGUUGUGUGUGGGUUUUGUUUUGUUUUUUUGUUUUUUUAAGAGAAAAAGGAAAAAAAAAUUCAGGCAACCUAUUCUCUGUGCUUUUAUUAGAGGAUCGCUUUUGUCUUUUACUGAGGCACACAUAGUAAAUGGUUUUCUGUUCUUGUUCAUUGCGUAAUAUUUUUUAAAGCAGACCUUGAGUGUUUAUAAAGGUUUUGUUUUUUUAAAAAGAAAACAACAACAACAACAAUUUGCUUGUUGGGCAAUGUGACACUGCUGGUCAUAUGGGUUCUACACUGCCGGUUGUAGCCCGUUCUCAGAAAGUCCUUACAAGACUUAACGUUAUCCUUCAAGUGCCUUGGCAGACUUGCUUCUGAGGUACAAAGCACAUAGCAAAGAACAUUGCUGGAAACGAAAAUACCUAUUACUACCCAGGAUAUUUACUAACACUUGUUAUAGAUAGAUAGAUAUGUGUGGAACUUAAAAAAAAAAAAAAAAAAGCAAGCCAUAACUUCUAUCGGUGAUCUCCAGCUUUUAAAUCAAAGCAAUGCCUUUAGAGAUGAAUGUGGGGUGACCGGGGUGCGGGGUGUCCUGUGGGGAGAGAGAGAGAAGCUGUCUGUCUGACACCUUGCUUUUUCCGUAGCAGCCCCAACCUGUUAGUCUUGCAUCUACGGAGGACCAAGGAUUAGCAGGGGGUUGACCACUGUCUUCUAGCUUAUAUCUCUUCUGAAAACAUUAAUUUAGAUCAGCCACUGUUCUGUGAUUAUUAUUUUUUCCUGGUGGUUUGUGAGCAGCUUGAGUUAUUCUGUUACGUUUUCCUACAAACCCCCCCCCCCCCACAACAGCAGUCUUGUAGGAGCAUCAAGUGAAAACGAAAGGGGAGGUUGGCAACAAGGAGCCUUUUUCCCUAAAAAUUUGCCAUUCUUGCCUCAUUUUAAUGGUAAGUUAAGGAAGUCCUCUUGACCAGGGAAAGGGAACUCCUCAGCCGUCUCCUGAGAGAAACUGCCUCAGAGCUUAAUCCUCAUGCCCGUUCCAUUCUGAGCUGCCAGUCGCUGUUGUACAGCUGUACCUAAGUGCAGCCGUUUAUACGGAACAGAGUGCAGCUGGGAAUUUUCCUGGUUUAAUUUUUAAUCAUUUGCUAGAUUCCGCUUCAUUUUGUUACCCACCCUGUUUCUUCCCCCCCUCCCCUUCAACUGAGGAAAAGAGUCAGUACCAUAUAAUCGGACAGCUUUCGAAACAACUACCGCUGUGGCUUGUAAACGAUCAUUUUGGGACCUUCAUGAGAAAACUCAGGACUCUUCAUGCAGAGAAAAUCAAGAUAACGCACCGUCUCUGGUUCACACAGCAGUACUCUGUCAGGUUUUAUUCGGUGUUCCGUGUGCAAACAGACCUUUCCUGGGCGUUUGAAACCUGCAGUUUCCCUCAGUGCUUAGUUGUUACCUCCGAAAUAUGACAUUUUUUUUUGUUGAAGCAUCUGUUUAGCAUGUCUGAAAGCGACGGAUGGGUCCGUGUGUUCUGGAAAAAAGGCCUUCCUCUGUAGAGGAAUCUGAUAGGAGAGUUGCCUCAUGGAAUAGCAACUUGAUGCCUACAUUUUACAAAUGUACGUUGUCUAUGCACCAAAAUCUGGAUGUUUGAAAUAGAGGCAUGGCCUUUUUGCCGUUUUAUGGACAUUACAGCUCUCUGUAUUUGUGUGGCGUCAGUGAGAUUGCUUUCAGACACAUUUUUUCAAGUCUUACUGUUCUAACCGUUAUCCAGAAUGCUCUGUAGCUUUUGAACUGAUCUCGAGUUGUUUGCAACUCAGUCAUAAGAGUUUGGGAAUACAGGAAAUGUUGCAUUUGCAUUGUAGAGGUCUACUUUUCAUAUUCUGGGCCUUGAUAAUUAGGGAGCUGGGGCAUGGAGAAUCGUCAUUCUAUAUGAAGCCUGCAAAACUGGAAUCAUCAGCAAUAGUAAUGUUAUUUAAUGGGCACAAUGCCGUGUUUUUUUAAAAAAAUACGUCAGUUUCGUCCAUAGAAGCCAGGCUCACGAUCCUGAAAUUGGAAAUUCAAAUGCAUGACUGAGAAUCAAUCUUUUUUUUUUUUUUAAGUUGGAAUUUACACAGAGCUGUU
Molecule: messenger RNA, 2866 nt
Organism: Gekko japonicus
Lineage: Eukaryota; Metazoa; Chordata; Lepidosauria; Squamata; Gekkonidae
Gene: MOB1B
Product: MOB kinase activator 1B
Exons: 5
Biological process (GO): hippo signaling; positive regulation of protein phosphorylation
Cellular component (GO): nucleus; cytoplasm
Molecular function (GO): protein kinase activator activity
Source: RefSeq, a predicted model, not a curated record